AAAAGGUGGCGCGUGCCCUUGGGCGCUGAGACUGAGAGGUGCCUGGCGGCCACCUCGAAGACCCGGCAGUGCUGAAAACGAGUGUGGCCGAAAGAGAGCCCGCCUCGGCGCGGGCCUGGGCAGAAAGCCCAGCUCCACCGCCACGCGCUCUUAGGCCUUUGGCGCUGACUUGAGCGAGUUUGGGGACACGCAGCUCAGUUCUCGCUCCUCCUCCUUCCCCGCGGGUCCCGCCGCAGUGCCCCAGCAGCCACGACCACAGCCCAGGAGCACUGCUCUGCGCCGCUGGGGGAGGGUUGGUCCCUUGGAGUUGCUCAUCCAGCCCAACCACUCAGACAGCUUCUCCCAACCCUCGGGGCUAGCCUGAGCUGCCCGGAGAGACGUCGAAAACAGCCACGGCUCCUUCCCCUUUGCCCGGGAUGUGAGCUUUUGGCCCAUGUGUGUCCAGGAGGUCUCGGCAGUCUAAAGCGGCAACUGUGGGGGGCCUAGUGGCCCCGGGAGACCCAGGGGACAGUUAGAGCGCGCCCCUUGGAUGAGGUCCCGCAGCGACGCCCAAGCCCGCCCCACUCCUCCUCCUGCCUGGCCAAGCUGCCUCCCAUUUGGAAAGUUUUGUGGGCUUUCUUUCUCUUCCUCCAACUUUGGGGGAGGCAUCUCCUCGAGCGCCACAGCUUGAGGUGACCUUCUGGUUUGGAGGCCGGGAACCAUGGUGUGGGGCAGCCAUCGCUAAGUCAGCGAAAACUGAGCCUGGCCUGAAGCAGGCGACGCUGGAGGCCAGAGCCAUGGCCAUUGCCACGUCGGCCCAGCUCGCCCGGGCACUGUACGACAACACUGCUGAGUCCCCCCAGGAGCUGUCAUUCCGCCGAGGGGACGUUCUGCGGGUACUGCAGAGGGAAGGUGCCGGUGGACUAGACGGCUGGUGCCUUUGCUCCCUGCAUGGCCAGCAGGGCAUUGUACCUGCUAACAGAGUGAAACUCCUUCCUGCUGGCCCAGCACCCAAGCCUGGCCUCUCCCCAGCACCUCCUGCCCAACCUGGCUCGUCCUGUCCCACCCCAGAGCGUGGCAGUGAGGAGCAGGAGGUGUAUGUGGUACCACCACCAGCUCGACCCUGCCCUGCCUCAGGACCUCCAGCUAGAUCCUGUCCAUCCUCUCCCGACUCCAUCUACAAGGUCCCUAGAAUAAAUGGGACACAGCUGACUGCCCCCAGAGACGUGUCAGAGGUCUAUGAUGUGCCUCCCAGCAUCCUCCGGGCUCCCUCCAACUGUCCCUAUGACUCCCCGGCUUCCUUUUCCUGCCCUCUGACCCCAGUUGUCCCACAGCCCCCCGGAGAGGAUGAAACGCCCUACGAUGUGCCUCUUGCCUCGAAACCACCUGCAGAGCCGGAGCUGGACCUGGAGUGGGAAGGGGGGCGGGAACCAGGGCCUCCCCUGUAUGCUGCCCCUUCAAACCUGAAACGGGCCUCCGCUCUCCUCAACCUGUACGAAGCCCCUGAGGAGCUACUGGCAAACGGGGAAAGCAGGGAUGCGGAUGAAGGCAUCUAUGAUGUGCCGCUGCUCGGCCCAGAGUCUCCGUCUCCAGAGCCCCCAGGGGGUUCUUCCUCCUCCACCGACCUGGAUACCAUGGCCCAGCUUCUGACCAGAAGCCCUCCACCCCAACACAGACCCAGGCUGCCCUCCACCGAGAGCCUGUCCCGCCGCCCUCUGCCUGCCCUGCCUGUCUCUGAGGCCCCCACUCCUUCUCCAGCUCCCUCUCCUGCCCCAGGUCGAAAGGGCAGUAUCCAGGACAGGCCUCUCCCGCCUCCCCCACCCUGCCUGCCUGGUUAUGGGGGCCUCAAACCUGAGGGAGAAUCAGAACGCAGGGAGGUAGACGAAGACCCAUCCGGCCCUCACAACGAGUAUGAGGGCAUCCCGGCGGCUGAGGAAUAUGACUAUGUUCACUUGAAGGGUGUGGACAAAGCUCAGAGUUCUAGACCCGUGGAUAAAGCUUUCCUGGCGGAUCCUGAGAGGGGGCAGAUGGAACAGAAGGAAGUUCCGUCCCCAGAGGAGCCACUGGUCCUAUCCACUGGAGACCUGCAACUUCUGCACUUCUACGCAGGGCAGUGCCAGAGCCACUACUCAGCUUUGCAGAAUGCUGUGGCAGCUCUCAUGUCCAGCACCCAGGCCAACCAGCCGCCAUGUCUCUUUGUGCCCCACGGCAAGCGAGUGGUGGUGGCUGCUCACCGCCUGGUCUUUGUUGGGGAUACCCUGGGCCGGCUAGCAGCCUCUGCACCUCUGCGAGCACAGGUUGGGGCUGCAGGUACAAUGCUAGGUCAAACUUUGAGGGCCACUGUGCUUGCUGUCAAGGGGGCGGCCUUAGGUUACCCAUCUGACACUGCGGUCCAAGAGAUGGCACGAUGUGUAGCAGAGCUUGCAGGGCAGGCCCUACGCUUUACCACCCUGCUCGCCGGCCUACUCCCCUGAGGGCCUGUUGGUGCAGCCUUAGCCUCCCUGCCCAACGGAGCCCUGCUCUGAGUUGAAGGUGGCUAGAAGGCUGUGCUUGAGAGAAAGAGGAGUCUCCCCCCAUCCCUUUCAUCUCUUUCGGUCAUCUUAGCCACUCGCCUAGGCAUCUCUUCCCUGAUACCUACUGCUUUUUGUAUGAGCCAUUUUGUAUAAAUUAUUUAUAUUUAAUAUUUCUUGCUUUGUUCAGACAGGCAUCAGGCCAUCUGG
Messenger RNA from Acomys russatus (golden spiny mouse), 2699 nucleotides. It is a transcript of the gene Efs, whose product is annotated as embryonal Fyn-associated substrate. The record is from RefSeq and is a predicted model, not a curated record. NCBI's taxonomy places the organism in Eukaryota, Metazoa, Chordata, Mammalia, Rodentia, Muridae. Gene Ontology annotation, biological process: cell surface receptor protein tyrosine kinase signaling pathway; cell migration. Gene Ontology annotation, cellular component: cytoplasm; focal adhesion; plasma membrane. The transcript has 6 exons. Gene Ontology annotation, molecular function: protein binding. The coding region runs from base 777 to 2453 and encodes 558 amino acids.